AUGAUUCCAUUGUCCGUAUUACCACCGUUGAACACUCUCGACUUUCCACACCUUACCUCUACGAAACCUAUAUUCCCCAUUCUACCGCUGCCCGCCAUGAAGAAGUUUGGCUUCAGCAAGAAAGGCGGCGACGAAGGCGACGAUGCCAGCCGCUCUGCCCUCUUCGGCCGCAAGAGCAAGUCUCCCGCUCCCGGCAACGACAACCCCUAUGCCCAAGCUCCCGCCGGCGGCGAUCCCUACGCUCAGGAUGCGAACAAGUUUGCCGGCAUGACGCCCUAUCAACAAGCACGAGCUGGUGCGCCCCCCGUUGGUGGUGCCCCUGCAGGCCUUCCCGGCGGCCCUCGUGCCGGUGCUGGCUACGGUGCCCCGCCGCAGUCUGCCGGUGGCUACGGCAAUGACAAGUAUGGAGCUGCAGGAGGAUACGGGGCGAAUCGUUACGACGACAACCAGAAUGCCUAUGGCGCGAAUCAACGCUCAGGUGCUGCUGGAGCUCGCGGCCCAGGUGGUUACGGAGGUUUGGGCCGGACCAACAGCAACAGCACGGAUGCUGUGCGCGACGAGCUCUUCAGCGGGGCUCAAGACAGAUAUCAGCAGAACAAACCGCAGGCUGGAGGUUACGGCCAAUCGGCUCCGUCAGGCGCUGAUGGGGGAUACGGUGGAUAUGGCGCUUCUCGUGAGCUCACAGCUGAAGAGCAGGAGGCGGAGGAAUACCGCGCAACCAAGCAACAAAUCAAGGACGUCAGAAACGAGUCUGUUCAGACCGUCCAGAGAAGUGUCCAAAGGUUAGCGCAGAUGGAGGAAAUGGCCGGUGGGUCACUCGCUCGACUCGGUGCCCAAGGCGAGCGUCUACACAACACAGAAAGGAACAUGGACAUGGCGGCAAACCACAACAAGGUGGCGGAAGACCGUGCCAAGGAGUUGAAGACCCUCAACCGCAGUAUGUUCGCAGUUCACGUGGGCAACCCAUUCACAUCGAAGGCGCGAGCGGCAGAGCGAGACGCGGCGGUUCUCGAACGACACCGCCAGGAGCGCGAAGUUCGCGAGGCAACCAGGCAAGAAGCUUUCAAGUCCAACCAGCGGAUGGAAGAAACCUUCAGAGAGAUGACGCUCUCUGGUCGCCCUCAGAGAGGAGCGGGAGGACAACGAAGUCAGGCAGAGAAGUCCAGAUUCGAGAUAGACGAAAGUGAUGAUGAAGCCGCUGCUGAGGCACAAGAGGCAGAGAGGCAGAUUGAGGAGGGCAUUGAUGCGAUGGCCGCCGCGACUGGGCGUUUGAACAUGGUAAGCCACGCUCUAGGGAAAGAGAUCGAUAAUCAGAAUGGUCUCAUCGCAAGUAUUGGCAAAAAGAGCGAUGCCGUCGACGACGGAGUCAGGAUGAACAGAGAGCGCCUGAACCGCAUCAAGUAA
Molecule: messenger RNA, 1404 nt
Organism: Colletotrichum orchidophilum
Lineage: Eukaryota; Fungi; Ascomycota; Sordariomycetes; Glomerellales; Glomerellaceae
Exons: 3
Coding region: 1-1404 (467 amino acids)
Biological process (GO): exocytosis; vesicle fusion
Cellular component (GO): SNARE complex; plasma membrane
Molecular function (GO): SNAP receptor activity; syntaxin binding
Source: RefSeq, a predicted model, not a curated record